Messenger RNA from Bicyclus anynana (squinting bush brown), 5872 nucleotides. RefSeq names its product eukaryotic translation initiation factor 5B (gene eIF5B). The coding region runs from base 182 to 3724 and encodes 1180 amino acids. The transcript has 18 exons. The record is from RefSeq and is a predicted model, not a curated record. NCBI's taxonomy places the organism in Eukaryota, Metazoa, Arthropoda, Insecta, Lepidoptera, Nymphalidae. Gene Ontology annotation, molecular function: GTP binding; translation initiation factor activity; GTPase activity.
GACGUAACGUACGUAAAGUCGACGACGUGAGAAAAGUACGUACGGACACGACGACUGGAGUUUUAUUUCGGCUUAACUCCGUUUGUGCAUCGAUUACAUUUCACAUGAUAGAAUUUACUACAUAUUUCAAAAUAAAACACAUCCUCAUAGGCAUCGUGACUUAAUCACACAAUUACAAAUCAUGGGUAAAGCCAAAAAGGGGAAGAAAAAUCAGUCGGUGGAAGAUGGUGAUAGUGAUGUGGAAACAACGACCAUAGAAAACCUGAAACCGACUCAAAAUAAAGGACAGAAACAAGACUCAGAUGACAGUGAAAAUGAAAAGCCCAAAGGAAAGACAAAGCAGAAGAAGUCAGUUGACACAGAUGUAAAGGAUGUCACAAAGAAUAUGAAGAAUGUGUCAAUUUCUAACAAGUCACAAAAGAAAGUAGUGAAUGCUGAUAGUGAAGAUGAGUCAGAGGAGGAAGAAAAGCCUAAGAAAGGGAAAAAUAAAAAAGAAGAAAAGAGUGCUUUUUCACUGUUAGAAGUUGAGGAUUCAGGUGGAUCUGCUCCUGAAGCUCCUCCAUCUUCUGAUGAUGAGAAGCCUAUUCAGAAGCCACAAAAAAAGCCAUCACAAGAAAAGAAAGAGCCUGCUGGAAAAAAAGGCAAAAAAGCAAAAAGGAGGAAAGAUGAUAGUGAUGAGGACAUUGAAAAAGUUCUGGCUGAACUUGAAAUGGAAUACUCUGGUGUUAAAAAAGAAGUAACUCCCGCCCCUGAACCUGAAAAAUCAGAAGAAGUGGUUGAAGAAAAACCUAAAACUAAGAAAAAAGGUAAAAAAGAAGAACCGAAACAAGAGCAGAAUGAUGAGCCAGAAGAUAAAGAAAGUGAUAACGAAAAUGAUAUAACAAUAAAAACUGCAGCUCAAAAGAAGAAAGAAAAGAAAGAGCGAGAGAAACAGAAAAAGUUGGAGGCAAAGAAAAAAGAACAGGAUGGUAAAAAAGAUCCAGCAGAACCAAAAAAAGCUUCAGCUCAACCUGAAGAGAUAAAGCCUGAGCCUGCUGAAGAUGUAAAAGACGAUCAAAAACCUCCUUCAGAAGACAAGGAGAAGGAAGGAGAAGGAGAUACACCAGCAGCAGAAGGAAAGAAGAAGAAAAAGGGUGACAAGGGUGAUAAAGAUGACAAAGGUAAAAAGGGGCCAACAAAGAAGACUCUUGCAGCUAUGCAAGAAGCCUUAAAAAAGGUCAAAGAGGAGGAAGAACGUUUGCAAAAAGAAGAGGAUGAAAGAAUAAGACAAGAAGAGGAGAGGGAACUUCAAAGACUUGAAGCCAUUAGGUUAGAAAAAGAGCGCAAAGAAAGGAAGAAGCAGAAAGAAAAGGAGAGAAAAGAAAGACUUAAAGCAGAAGGCAAACUGCUAACCCCCAAACAGAGGGCCGAAAAGGCUAGAGCUCAGGCUAUGCUUGAAUCACUUAAAGCUCAAGGUAUAGAAGUAGGAUCGGCAGAGAAAAAGCCCCCGCGACUUGGUACUAGAGUUAAACCGGUAAAACUUAAAACACAAAUGUCACAAGAAGCUCUUGUAACUCCAGUAGAGGAAAAGAAAAUUGAACUGGAAAUCACAGACAAGAAGGAGGAUUCACCAAAAGAAGAAUCGCCUAAAAAGGAAUCUGAUAGUGAAUCAGUCAAAGAUGCGUGGGAUGCUGAAUCAUCAGAAGAAGAUGAACCUGAGAAAGAACCAGAACCUUCACCACCAAAACCUGAAGUGAAGAAAGCUCAACCAGUUGAAGACAAGGCUAAUGAGAAGGAAGAAGAAGAAAGUUCAGAAGAGGAAGAGGACAGCUCAGAGGACGAAUCAAGCUCUGAAGAAGAUUCAGAAGAUGAACAAAUGACAGAUGCUCAAAAGAAGAGAGAAUUAGUUCUGAAGAGAUUAGAGAAACGCCGUGAAGACAAUGAAAAGAACAAAGUUAACAACCCAUUACGUGCAGCUGUGGUAUGUGUACUGGGACACGUGGACACCGGCAAGACAAAGAUCUUGGACAAGUUGCGUAGGACUAAUGUCCAAGAUGGCGAAGCGGGCGGCAUCACACAGCAGAUCGGUGCUACCAAUGUACCCAUCGAAAAUAUUAAGGAGCAAACUAAACAUGUUAAAGGCGUGAAUGAAAUAUCUUUCAAGUUGCCAGGUUUACUCAUCAUCGACACGCCCGGCCACGAAUCUUUCAGCAAUCUGAGGAACAGGGGCUCUUCUUUAUGUGAUAUUGCCAUUUUAGUUGUUGAUAUUAUGCACGGGCUGGAACCGCAGACAAUCGAGUCUAUAAACUUAUUGAAACAGAAGAAGACACCGUUCAUUGUGGCACUGAACAAAAUUGACCGUCUGUACGACUGGCAGAGUGCUCAAAGGAAGGAUGUGAGAGAUAUCCUUAAGAUGCAACAGCCAAAUACUCAGUUGGAAUUCGAGAAGAGAAGCAAAGAUGUGAUCUUACAGUUUGCUGAACAGGGUCUGAAUGCAGCACUAUUCUACUCGAACCCUGACCCACGUACAUACGUGUCACUGGUACCCACGUCGGCAGUGACGGGCGAGGGUAUGGGCAACCUACUCGCCAUGAUAGUCCAGGCUUGUGAAGGGCCUCUGCACAAACGUCUUGUUUUCUCGCACCAAUUGCAGGCGACUGUGCUUGAGGUGAAAGCAAUCCCCGGUCUGGGCACGACGAUCGACACAAUCCUGAUCAACGGCACUCUGCGAGAGGGCGACACCGCGGUGCUGGCGGGCACGGACGGGCCCAUCGUCACGCAGAUACGGUCCCUGCUCAUGCCGCAGCCGAUGAAGGAGCUCAGGGUCAAGAAUGCCUACAUAGAACACAAAGAAGUGGUAGCUGCUCAGGGAGUCAAGAUAGCCGCUAAAGAGUUAGAGAAAGCUAUAGCUGGGCUCAACUUGCUUGUGGCACAGAAACCUGAUGAAGUUGAUGUUUUAAAGGAGGAGGUGGCCCGAGAGCUAAAGUCAGCUCUGUCGUCCAUCAAGCUGUCUGAACGCGGCGUGUACGUCCAAGCGUCCACGCUCGGCUCGCUCGAGGCGCUGCUUGAGUUCCUUAGAACUAGUAAAAUUCCUUACUCCGCCAUCAGGAUAGGGCCGGUGGUGAAGCGUGACGUCAUGAAAGCGUCGGCCAUGUUGGAACACGACUCGCAGUACGCAACCAUUUUGGCCUUCGAUGUAAAGAUAGAGCGCGACGCGCAAGAGAUGGCCGACAACCUCGGCGUGAAGAUCUUCGCGGCGGACAUCAUCUACCACCUGUUCGACAAAUUCACGGCGUACCGCGAGGAGCUGAAGCAGAGGAAGCGCGAGGAGUUCAAGCACAUCGCCGUCUUCCCCUGCAAGCUGAAGAUAAUGCCGCAGUUCGUGUUCAACUCGCGAGACCCUAUCGUCGCCGGUGUUAUGGUGGAAGCUGGCGUUGUUAAAGAGGGGACGCCGAUAUGCGUUCCCAGUAAAGAGUUCGUGGAACUUGGUGUGGUGACGUCAAUCGAGGUGAACCACAAGCAAGUGGAGACGGCGCGCAAGGGGCAGGAGGUGUGCAUCAAGAUCGAGCCCAUCCCCGGCGAGUCGCCCAAGAUGUUCGGCCGACACUUCGACGAGACCGACUUCCUAGUCAGCAAGAUAUCGCGCGCAAGUAUCGACGCUUGCAAGGAUUACUUCAGGGACGAUCUCAUCAAAACUGAUUGGCAAUUGAUGGUCGAGCUGAAAAAGCUCUUCCAAAUACUCUAAAAUUGAAAUUAUACAAUAUUAUAACACCUUGAAUGUAUGUAGUGUCUCGUUGUUUGUAACAGUAUGUUACAUGUGAUUUUUUACUUGCUUUUUUUAUAAAGCUCUCAUCCUAAAAGCAACUUCUGUGGUGCGAAGAUUUUUAUCAUAUAAUAUCCUCCUGGUCGGUUCUCCAGGUGUCUGGUCUGUUCCAUCUAAUCUGAUUCCUCUUAAUAUCAUCCUAUCAUUGUUGGCGUCAAAUUUAAUCAAGUGGAAACGUGUAGUGUCCUGGAAGAAUGCCCCUUUUAAAAAAAACAGUUUAUAUCCUGUAGAUUUAGGUAAAUAAGUUUGGUUGAAAGUAUAAAUCACAUAAAAGGAGAUGGUCCAAAAUUGUAUGUAGACCAGGAUCAGUCAUUGUACCCUGGCGGAAAUAAAGGAAAAUAUUUUUUUAAAAUUUUUGGUUGUACAAAAUCUAUGAAUUUACUUUAAUUCUUUCGAAAUAAUAUUCAUUCUCUCCCAAGGAAUGCAACACUAAUAUGGGUUUGAUGACGUUUUCAAUGCAGUAGUCUAUUAGACAUUUGCUGUCAACUCUCAUGUUAUAGUUAUGGGCGCCAUCUUGAUAUAACUCAAAAACUUGGGUUUUAGUUUUGUUUAUUUCUUUUUAUUUAGUUAGAUUUAUUCACUUAUUUAGAGUUUAAUAAAAUCCUUGUAUUUUUAAAAUUUUAAUGAUACGGGGUACAAGAGCGGACCUGAAAUGGGCCAUCUCCUUUUAAUAUUUUAUAAAUGUAUUGUCAAAUCACACUACAGAAGUAACAGCAUAGUGUAGUGUAAGGUCUUGAAGCGUGGUUACUGGUUUUUCUGAACUGUUUGUGUUUAAUAAAAAAUGACUACUUAUUUGAUAUUAGUAUAUUCUAUAUUGCAGCUUCCUUGAUGAUGAUGAUCAGGGCCUUAUGGUUUCGGCUUUAUGCUUCACCUUGCUAAUUUGCCAUAUUACUCGUAGUUUAUCUUAAGUUCUAAACCUGCGGGGGUAUUUUCAAUAGGGCACUUUUCUUUCACACACAUUUAUUUAUAUGAUAAUUUUUGCUACUAAAUUAUGUACCUAUGUUAAUUCGACAACCAUACGCAUCAUAGAAUCUCGUAUCCGUAUUAUUAAAAGGAUACAACCAUAUUUUACGUCCAUAUAGAUAUUUAGUGGUACGUUUCGUGCUAUUCAUUUGGUGUUUCAACCUCGAGAAUGAAAAUUGGUAUUGAAACCUCCUACGCUCUCGUUAACAUGUGUAAAUAGUCCAUUAGAAAUUCUAUUUAUUGAAACUAACAAAGCGCGUUUUAUUUUCAACCUUUUGGUAUCUUUUAUUAGGUCUCGGAUUUGUCUAUGUACGAAAUAUAAAAAUCUUUUGUCAAAUGUCUUUAUUAUACAUUAUGUAAUUGAAUUAUUUGUAAAUAUUACAGAUGAAUUAUUUGAUAUGUUUUUUUUUUAUUUAGUGUACAUAUAUAGAGUGGCAACACCGGGUGAUUUAUUCUUUUUUUUUAAUUAAUGACCUCUUAAAUGAGGAUGCAAUACAAGAUCUCGGAUUUAUUAUUCUUUCAAUGAACGUGGAUAGAAGUAAUAAAGAAAAUGUGAGAAACUUCAAACAAAUAUUUUAUCUUAUUUCCGAAUAUUUCUAUUGUUUAAUCAUUUUAAAAUUUCUAAUACUCGUUAAAAGGCAACUGUGUACGUACAAUUAAAACUAACAUUUUAAAUAAAUAGGCAUGUAAUUUAAAAUCAUAGAAAUAUGGAAUGUGUUAAUUAUAUUAAUUGUAGCUAUUCCUUUAAAUUAUUCUUUCUCAAUUAUCAUAUACGAGUAUCUUAAUCGAGAUCUUUAGAUAUCUAGUUUCAUCCCAAUUAUUGUUACGAUUUUACGGCACCUAGUGUAAAGUAAAAAAUCAUAUUAAUCGUCCUUGUGUAUUUAUAUUUUAAAACAUUUCGUUUAUUAUAUUUGUUAAAAAUGUAAAUGUUGUCUUGUCUAAUUGAAUUGUCACAAUUAUUAAUACAUGAGUCCGAAAUAAAGAUACAGAAGGUUGUAUUUUUUGUAGGUAUUAUCCUGUUUUUUAAAUGCUUUGUAUUAUAUAGAUGGAAUCGGACAUAUUCUUAUAUUGAAGAAAUUUUAAUAAUAAUAAAUUACUAAAUAUAUA